UUUGACAGCCCGAGUUUCAACAAAUCAUCGUCGUCGGCAUAAAAACUUGAAUUUCGUUGUGCAAAAGAUUUCCCAGCGUUCGUGCAAGAUGUCGACAAACGAGAAAGUCGAAGAGACCGUCGUUAAAACAAAGGGCAAGGAUAAGGAAGAGGAGAAAACGGAACUGUCCGACGAGGACAAGCAACUGCAGGAUGAGCUAAACAUGCUCGUCGAGCGGCUUCAGGAGUCGGAUGCGGAGCUCUACCGACCAUCGCUGGAGGCCAUGGCGAACUUGAUCCGGGCCUCGACCACCUCGAUGACGUCGGUCCCGAAGCCGCUCAAGUUUAUGCGACAGCACUACGAGACGAUGAAGGAAAUCCAUAAGAAGAUGACGGCCAAGCUGAAGGAUGUCGAUACGCUGAAGCUGUGCGCCGAGAUCAUCUCCGUGCUGGCGAUGACCAUGGGAACGGGCAAGGAGUGUCUCGUGUACCGCCUGCUGAGUGAUAACAGCACUGAGAACAUCGGCGAAUGGGGUCACGAGUACGUGCGCCAUCUGUCCGGUGAAAUCGCAUCCAACUGGCCGGAAUCGACCGACAAUCUGUUCAAGAACCGAUUGAUCGAGCUCAUCCACCAGAUCAUACCGUACAACAUGGCGCACAAUGCGGAGGCCGAAGCGUGCGAUCUGCUAAUGGAGAUCGAGCGGCUCGAUUUGCUGGAAAACUACGUGGACGAGAGCGCUUAUCCGCGCGUCUGUCUGUAUCUGCAGAGCUGCGUUCCGUAUGUGGCCGAGCCGGAGAACAUUAGCCUGCUCAAGUGUGCCCUGAGCUUGUCCCGUAAGUUCAAGCAACACACCCAAGCCAUGCGCCUCGCGAUGAUGAUUAACGAUACGGAGCUGAUCAAGGAGAUCUUUAUGUCGUGCGGGGACACCGCGGUGCAGAAGCAACUUGCCUUCAUGCUCGGUCGUCAGCAGAUCUUCCUGGAGCUGCCGGAGGGCAGCAACGACUAUGACGAUCUCGUGGAGAUCAUGUCGAAUUCGCAUCUGAAUCAUCACUUCCUCAACUUGGCCCGAGAGCUCGACAUCAUGGAGCCGAAAACGCCAGAAGAUGUGUACAAAUCGCAUCUGGAUAACUCGCGCGUUCCGUUCGGUUCGCAGAUUGAUUCAGCGCGCCAGAACCUUGCCGCCAGUUUUGUCAAUGGUUUCGUCAACGCCGGCUUCGGACAGGACAAGCUGUUGAUGGAGGAUGGCAACAAGUGGCUGUACAAGAACAAGGAGCACGGUAUGCUGAGCGCGACCGCUUCGCUCGGUUUGAUUCUGCUGUGGGAUGUGGACGGUGGUCUUACCCCGAUCGACAAGUAUCUCUACUCGAAUGAGGAUUACAUCAAAUCGGGUGCCCUGCUUGCUUGUGGCAUCGUCAACUGUGGCGUCCGGAACGAGGUAGAUCCGGCGCUGGCUCUUCUGUCGGACUAUGUGCUGCAUCAGAACAGCACGAUGCGCAUUGGCGCGAUCCUCGGUCUAGGUUUGGCGUAUGCCGGCUCGAACCGUUCGGUGGUGCUCGAGCUAAUUGGAUCGGUGUUCAGUUCGGAACGUCGCACGGGCACAACGAUGGAAGUCAUGGGCAUUGCGGCCCUUUCCCUCGGUAUGAUCGCCGUCGGAUCCUGCAACAGCGAAGUGACGGAGGUGCUGCUGCAGAUUAUCAUGGAGCGUAGUGAGGCCGAUCUAAAGGACACUUACGCACGCUUCCUGCCACUUGGACUGGGACUGGUGUACCUUGGCCGACAGGAAGCGGUCGAGGCGGUGACGGCCGCUCUGGAGGUCGUUGACGAACCAUUCCGUUCGAUGGCGACCACGAUGGUGGAUAUCUGUGCUUACGCCGGUACCGGCAACGUGCUGAAGAUUCAGCAACUGUUGCAUCUCUGUUCGGAGCACUAUGAACCGGCCGCCUCGUCUGGGGAGGAGCCAGCGUCGAAAAAAGAUCAAAAAGAUUCCGGAAAAGAAAAGGAGGAUAAAGAGAAAGAUCUGUCCGGUUGCCAAGCGGUGGCCGUGCUCGGUAUUGCCCUGAUUGCGAUGGGCGAAGAGAUCGGUGCCGAGAUGGCAUUCCGAUCGUUCGGUAAUCUGCUCCGUUACUGUGAGCCCUGUAUUCGUCGUGCCGUACCGUUGGCACUGGGGCUGAUCUCCGUGUCGAACCCGAAGCUGAACAUUCUCGAUACCCUGAGCAAGUUUUCGCACGACAGCGAUGCCGAGGUAGCACAUAAUGCCAUCUUUGCGAUGGGAUUGGUUGGAGCAGGCACCAACAAUGCUCGGCUGGCAUCGAUGCUCCGCCAGCUGGCACAGUACCACGCGAAGGAUCCGAACAAUCUAUUCAUGGUACGCAUCGCCCAAGGACUGACCCAUUUGGGUAAGGGAACGUUCACAAUCAGCCCGUAUCACAGCGAUCGUCAGCUGAUGAGCCCGGUGGCUGUUGCUGGCCUGAUGGCCGCUCUCGUUUCCUUCCUGGAUGUUAAAAACAUCAUUCUUGGAAAGUCUCACUAUCUGUUGUACACCCUAACGACCGCCAUGCAGCCCCGCAUGUUGAUCACCUUUACGGAAGACCUCAACUCGUGCCCCGUACCCGUUCGCGUCGGAAUGGCUGUCGAUGUGGUGGGCCAGGCAGGUAAACCGAAAACGAUCACCGGCUUCCAGACGCACACCACUCCCGUCCUGCUGGCGAUGGGUGAGCGAGCGGAGCUGGCCACCGAGGAGUACAUUUCGCUAACCCCCAUCAUGGAGGGAUUCUGUAUUUUGCGAAAAAAUCCCAACUAUGUCCCGUAAGAGCUCGAUCGAGCAAUGCAAACCAGCGCAUACCCUCCCUUUUUCGGUUCCUCCUGCGAGGAUGCUUUGCUAGAGAGAGCGACAGAAACAUCAACAUCAACCACUACGAACUGACCAGAUGUGCGUGGAUUUAUUGCUGGAGCUCCUAAACAGUGCACAUGCUCUGUCGUCUUAUACUUAAGAAACGUAAUAAAUAAUGAUUUUUCGAAAUGGUAAACGAUCA
Molecule: messenger RNA, 3011 nt
Organism: Anopheles darlingi
Lineage: Eukaryota; Metazoa; Arthropoda; Insecta; Diptera; Culicidae
Gene: Rpn1
Product: 26S proteasome non-ATPase regulatory subunit 2
Exons: 4
Coding region: 89-2788 (899 amino acids)
Biological process (GO): proteasome-mediated ubiquitin-dependent protein catabolic process; regulation of protein catabolic process
Cellular component (GO): nucleus; proteasome complex; proteasome storage granule
Molecular function (GO): enzyme regulator activity
Source: RefSeq, a predicted model, not a curated record